Molecule: messenger RNA, 465 nt
Organism: Ceratosolen solmsi marchali
Lineage: Eukaryota; Metazoa; Arthropoda; Insecta; Hymenoptera; Agaonidae
Product: endocuticle structural protein SgAbd-6-like
Exons: 2
Coding region: 86-418 (110 amino acids)
Cellular component (GO): chitin-based extracellular matrix
Molecular function (GO): structural constituent of chitin-based larval cuticle
Source: RefSeq, a predicted model, not a curated record
UUCCAAAUAACGACAUUCAGUUCUCGUGCUCGCCAGUAGUUCGGACCGAGUCGCCUCUUCACACAUCCGAAUCUCCAAAUUAAACAUGAAGUCGUUCGCAAUUUUCCUGGGCCUCGUCGCCAUCGUCUUCGCCGCACCCCAACGAAGAACAGUAAAUCAACCGGAAGUUGUGCUGGUGAAGGAAACGCCAUCGGACAACAUCGGCCUCGACGGCUACAAGUUCGCAUACGAGCUGAGCGACGGCUCGACGCGAGAGGAGUCCGCCCAGGUCGAGACCCGAGGUGUCGAGGAUGCCGUACUCCGGGUGCGAGGCUCCUACAGCUGGGUUAACCCCGAGGACGGACAGGUGUACACCGUCACUUACAUCGCCGACGAAAACGGAUUCCAGCCCCAAGGCGCCCACCUACCCGUAGCUUAGUCCUAUCGUUUAAAUAUUUAGUUCCUACAUUGUUAUUUUUAAUAAUA